Messenger RNA from Leopardus geoffroyi (Geoffroy's cat), 3679 nucleotides. RefSeq names its product calcium/calmodulin dependent protein kinase kinase 1 (gene CAMKK1). Gene Ontology annotation, biological process: activation of protein kinase activity; protein phosphorylation; CAMKK-AMPK signaling cascade. The record is from RefSeq and is a predicted model, not a curated record. The transcript has 16 exons. Gene Ontology annotation, molecular function: calmodulin binding; calcium/calmodulin-dependent protein kinase activity; ATP binding. Gene Ontology annotation, cellular component: cytoplasm. Bases 187 to 1704 code for a protein of 505 amino acids. Lineage: Eukaryota; Metazoa; Chordata; Mammalia; Carnivora; Felidae.
GGGAGGGAGCGCUGUCUGGAGGAGCGGCGCCGGCAGUCUGAGCUCCGCGAUCCCAGCCCUGGCGAGGCGGGUGGGGCGGGGCGCGAGCCGCGGGAGCGAGCCUGGUCGCCCGCCGGGCCGCGGAGACUGUCGCCGGGCGCCGAGGUUCCCAGUAAGGCUGCACAGAGGACCCCCUUAACUGUGGCAAUGGAAGGGGGCCCAGCAGUCUGCUGCCAGGACCCUCGGGCAGAGUUGGUGGAGCGAGUGGCAGCCAUUGAUGUGGCCCACUUGGAGGAGGCAGGUGGUGGUCCAGAGCCUGCCAGGAAUGGCGUGGACCCUCCGCCAAGGACCAGAGCUGCCUCUGUGGUCCCCGGUGGUGCUUCAAGACCCCCACUAGCCCGGCCCAGCCUUUCAGCCAGGAAGUUCUCCCUGCAAGAGCGGCCAGCAGGAAGCUGCCUGGAGGCCCAGGCUGGGCCUUAUGCCACAGGGCCUGCCAGCCACAUCUCCCCACGGGUCUGGCGGAGGCCCACCAUUGAGUCCCACCAUGUGGCUAUCUCAGAUACAGAGGACUGUGUGCAGCUGAACCAAUACAAGCUACAGAGUGAGAUUGGCAAGGGUGCCUACGGCGUGGUGAGACUGGCCUACAAUGAAAGUGAAGACAGGCACUAUGCAAUGAAAGUUCUUUCCAAAAAGAAGUUACUGAAGCAGUAUGGCUUUCCACGUCGCCCUCCCCCAAGGGGGUCCCAAGCUACCCAAGGAGGACCAGCCAAGCAGCUGCUGCCGCUGGAGCGAGUAUACCAGGAGAUUGCCAUCUUGAAGAAGCUGGACCAUGUGAAUGUGGUCAAGCUGAUUGAGGUUUUGGAUGACCCAGCUGAGGACAAUCUCUAUUUAGUGUUUGACCUCCUGAGAAAGGGGCCGGUCAUGGAGGUGCCCAGCGACAAGCCCUUCCCCGAAGAGCAAGCUCGCCUCUACUUGCGGGACAUCAUCUUGGGCCUUGAGUACUUGCACUGCCAGAAGAUCAUCCACCGGGACAUCAAGCCGUCCAACCUGCUCCUGGGCGAUGAUGGGCAUGUGAAAAUUGCCGACUUUGGCGUCAGCAACCAGUUUGAGGGGAACGACGCUCAGCUGUCCAGCACUGCUGGGACUCCAGCGUUCAUGGCCCCCGAAGCCAUUUCUGAUUCCGGCCAGAGCUUCAGUGGGAAGGCCUUGGACGUGUGGGCCACUGGGGUCACAUUAUACUGCUUUGUCUAUGGCAAGUGCCCGUUCAUCGACGAUUACAUCCUGGCCCUGCAUAGGAAGAUCAAGAAUGAGGCCGUGGUGUUUCCCGAGGAGCCAAACAUCAGUGAGGAGCUCAAGGACCUAAUCCUGAAGAUGCUAGACAAGAAUCCUGAAACAAGGAUUGGGGUGCCAGACAUCAAGUUGCACCCCUGGGUGACCAAGAGUGGGGAGGAGCCCCUUCCCUCAGAGGAGGAACACUGCAGUGUGGUGGAGGUGACCGAGGAGGAAGUGAAGAACUCGGUCAAGCUCAUCCCCAGCUGGACCACGGUGAUCCUGGUUAAGUCCAUGCUGAGAAAGCGUUCCUUUGGGAACCCAUUUGAGCCCCAAGCUCGGAGGGAAGAGCGAUCUAUGUCUGCUCCAGGAAACUUACUGUCGAAAGACAGGUGUGGCGAAGGGGGCAAGAGCCUGGAGCUCCCCGGCGUUCAAGAAGAUGAGGCUGCAUCCUGAGCCCCUGCAUGCGCCCAGGGCCGCCGGCAGCACGCUCAUCCCACGCCUCCAAAGGCCCACUGCCCUCAUGCCGACAGUCGCCCCUGCGGGCAGGGGGCUGAGGACUGUGGCCCCUCUUCCGGCCCUCCUCCUUCUAUCAUGCUGCAUGACCUCAGCGCGCAAGUCCAGGGACAGGACUGGAAUGUUUGUCAUCUGGGGCUUGGGGGGCAGGGCUCCCAUAAGGCCUUUCUCCUUGUCUUGGCUCUCCCUGAUGGGAUCCAUCCUAUGGGAAAGAGAGGUGCCCAUGGUGCCUUAGAAACGCCACCUGGCUGCUUGGCAAGGCAGGAGGUAGGAAACCAAGGUAGCAGGUGGAGUCCUGGCUUACCACCAUAGCAGAGACUGCCCACGGGGAGCCAGGCGGGCCUGGCUCACUGCCUCAUGCGCAUGGAGAGCUGUACCUUGCCCACCUCAGAGGGGGUCCUGCCGGAGUUCUUGUCUCCUGAGAAUGCUGACAUGGAGGCUCUGAGCCCUCAGUGGGUAUUCCUAGGCCUCAGGGAGGCAGGGGCCAGCAUUGGAGAAUUCAGAUUCCCUUUUUGCUGUCUUUUACUUUUGUUUUUGAUGUCAGGAGUGGAGUGGUGUAAAGGCCUGCUUGGGAACACCUAGAAAGCUCUCCUACAGCUUUGGGUGGUUCCCGGCACACUCCUCAUUAUUUGGCAGCCAGGUGGGAUGGACUGACCUUCCUUGAUUUUGUCACACUCGGCGCCACCGGGAGAAUGGGUUAAAUGAAAGCUUCCGGCAGGGGCCUGAGCCAGGAGCACCCACCUUCCCUGCCCACUUUACUCCCUCCCCGUGUGGCUCCCCUGUAGGAGAGACACCAGGGGCUGGCCGACCAAAGGCCCUGGACUCACAGGGCUGUGGCCUUGCAGAUGCUGAUGUAACUGGAAUCCAAUCUCCGACCCUACACUGGCCUACCCAUCUGGCCCCAGAAGCUGCCCUCACGUUCCUACAAUGAAGGACAAACUGCCCAGGUUGGAGGCAGCACUGGAAGCGGGACCCUGGUGGGGUGUGCAUGCUGGCAAGUGGCCACAGAGAGGUGGGCCUCCUGCCACUGCCUCACCCCAAAGACGGUUGACAUUCAGCCUGCUCAGAGCUGGUGCGCUGGAGCAUGUGUGUGGACCUGGCCAUGCUGGGGCAGACUUUAUCUUCUCCCUGGGAUCUGUGCCUGGUUGGCUUGGCACUUACUGACCAAAUGCUCAAGAGAUUGACCCCAAAGGAAAAUAAAGCAGGACUCAGAUACCUCCCCUGAAAACAUGGGCUAAACACGGGAUUUCAGUUGCCUCCGUGGGGUUCCUACUGCAGGAAGGCGGGCACUGAGAAGGAAAGGGAGGCUGGGCUGGAGGAGUGUCUGUGUCCUGUUCAUCCUUGUGCCUGUGGGUAUGUGUCGCGCCUCCACGCACACACGCAUGUGCGUGCCCAUCUGCUGCACACAGCACACCUGCAUGUCUUGCACUGGCACGUGCAUCUGUAAUAUAGUUUCUAUGUGUCUUUAAGGCUAUGAGCAGAAUGUGGCCCAUUGUCAAUGGGCCCACAUUUCUCCCUGGCCCCUCUGCACUAAGGCAUUGUAAUCCAGGGCUUAAACAAUAAUUCGAUACUGUUUUUAAGAACACUUUUUCAGAGUUCAUGGGAGGCUAAUCACAGAUCCACAAGUUUCCUUGAGCAUCUCUACACUGGGGCCUGGAGGGUGGGAGUUUCAGGGGCCUACAUCGAUUGGACCUGCCCUCGCAGACCUCAAAGGUGGGCCUGGCUUCAUUGCCCACGUGAGCCUGGAUGGGGUGCUUACCGCAUCACUGAAGGUUUGGGUUGGCAUUACUGCUUUUGAAUGUAGCACAAAUGAUGAACAAACUCCAUAAGAGUGUUUAAAAAAUUAACUUCCCAGGAAGUGAGUUAAAAACAAUAAAAGCCCUUUCUUGAGUUAAACAACAACAACAACAACAAA